Arabidopsis arenosa is the source of this 1831-nucleotide messenger RNA. NCBI's taxonomy places the organism in Eukaryota, Viridiplantae, Streptophyta, Magnoliopsida, Brassicales, Brassicaceae. The record is from the annotation of a GenBank genome assembly.
CUCUUCUCAUUUUCUUCAACAAUCCUCAUUUCUCUGAGAAUCUGGUGCUUAGCUUUUGGUAAAAUGAAGAUAUACUCUACAACGGUUGCUAUUUCACUCAUUGUGUCAUUCCUGCUGUUUUUCUCUGCCUCUUCUGAGCGCAAUGACGGGACCUUCAGAGUUGGCCUCAAAAAACUCAAGUUGGAUUCCAAAAACCGGCUUGCAGCACGCGUCGAAUCCAAACAAGAAAAGCCCCUGAGAGCUUACAGCCUUGGAAAUUCUGAAGAUGCUGAUGUUGUCGUGCUUAAGAAUUAUCUAGAUGCUCAGUACUACGGUGAGAUCGCUAUUGGUACUCCACCUCAGAAGUUCACUGUGGUUUUUGACACUGGGAGCUCUAACCUCUGGGUGCCAUCAUCAAAAUGCUAUUUCUCGCUUGCAUGUCUCUUGCAUCCCAAAUACAAGUCUUCGCGUUCAAGCACAUAUGAGAAGAAUGGAAAAUCUGCCGCAAUUCAUUAUGGCACUGGUGCAAUUGCUGGUUUUUUCAGCAAUGAUGCCGUCACAGUUGGCGAUUUAGUUGUCAAGGAUCAGGAAUUUAUCGAGGCAACCAAGGAGCCUGGUAUAACAUUUGUUGUAGCUAAGUUUGAUGGUAUCCUUGGUCUUGGAUUCCAAGAGAUCUCUGUUGGAAAUGCCGCUCCUGUUUGGUACAACAUGCUCAAGCAAGGCCUUAUCAAGGAGCCAGUUUUUUCAUUUUGGCUUAACCGUAAUGCAGAUGAAGAAGAAGGUGGUGAACUUGUAUUUGGAGGUGUUGAUCCAAAUCAUUUCAAGGGCAAACAUACAUAUGUUCCUGUGACUCAAAAAGGCUACUGGCAGUUUGACAUGGGUGAUGUUCUUAUUGGCGGCGCACCCACUGGGUUCUGUGAAAGUGGCUGUUCUGCGAUAGCAGAUUCUGGUACAUCUUUGCUUGCAGGUCCAACGACUAUUAUCACCAUGAUAAACCAUGCUAUUGGAGCAGCUGGAGUUGUUAGCCAGCAGUGCAAGACUGUUGUGGAUCAAUACGGGCAGACCAUUUUAGAUUUACUUUUGUCUGAGACCCAACCAAAGAAAAUCUGCUCGCAGAUUGGUCUGUGUACUUUUGAUGGUACCCGUGGUGUCAGUAUGGGCAUUGAGUCGGUGGUGGACAAGGAAAACGCCAAAUUGUCUAAUGGUGUUGGAGAUGCUGCGUGCUCUGCAUGUGAGAUGGCAGUUGUGUGGAUCCAGAGCCAGUUGAGGCAGAACAUGACUCAAGAACGCAUAUUGAACUACGUCAACGAGCUAUGUGAACGCCUUCCCAGCCCAAUGGGAGAGUCUGCAGUUGACUGCGCUCAACUCUCAACGAUGCCCACUGUUUCACUCACCAUUGGAGGCAAAGUAUUUGAUCUUGCGCCAGAAGAGUAUGUUCUGAAAGUUGGUGAGGGACCUGUGGCACAGUGCAUCAGUGGCUUUAUUGCUCUCGAUGUUGCUCCACCUCGUGGACCUCUCUGGAUCUUGGGAGAUGUGUUCAUGGGCAAAUACCACACCGUGUUCGACUUCGGUAACGAACAGGUCGGAUUUGCAGAGGCAGCGUAAACACGGUCGGGUUGGUUUCGCGUAUGUUUUUAGUAUGAACAAUCUGUGUCUCAAGUGUUGUUUGUAUGUUUUCUGGAGUUGAAGACUUUGAGUCGUAGUAGAAAUGGUGGCACAGCUACUUUUAUCUUUUAUGGUUUCCUAACGAAAAAAAGGCCUUUGUAGUUUUGAAGGCAUUGGCUUUGUAAAUACCUUCUGGCUCUGCUAAGUAAGUUCGAUGGUGAAACUUUAAUAAAAAAAGCCUGCCUCC